CCAAAAACAGAAAAAAGUUUCUUUACUCUUUGAGCUCUCUCUAGAAAAAAUAUAUAUAUAUAAAUCUUUUGAUCCAGUCUCCACUCCACACUUUCUUAAUAAUCUUAGGUUUGUCCUCUUUUUUUUUUUUUCUUUCUUUUUCUAGAAACUUAUUAAACUCGUGUAACUUUAUGCCUAAUUCUCCAUAUUUCUAAGUUCAAGAUACAACAAUAUAUAUAUAUAUAUAUUUUGCAAUCUCUUGAUAUUCGUUCUGGUGAGAGAAAGAUGGGGUCUUCUUAAUCUAAAUUGAGACACCACUGUUGUUCAACACCCUCUCCCCCCUUAUCCUCGAGUUUUCGUUACUUCCCAUUUUUAUGUAUAAAAGAGCCGCAAUUUCAGCUAAGUUUUUUUCCGGGAAAAUCCGGUGAGAAGAAACUUAAAAAAAGGGUAGCUUUCUUCUUUUAUUUUAUUUUCGUGGAAAACAGCUAAAAAGUUGUAAAAAAUAUUGGUUUCUUAUUAAUUGAUCCCUCCAGCUGCAUUAUCAGAUUUUCCCAAGUAUCGGAUCAGAUUCUAUAAAAGUGUCAACUGUUGUUAAAUGGAGAGAAACUGUCGGAGAAGUCUUAAAAGAGAAGGCAUAAAUGGAAUAGGGUGUAUGUGGGUGUUCAUCAGUCUCUUUGGAUCUAAUCACAAACGUCUCUUGAUGGAUACCAAACAUGGAAGCAAACGGCUUCCAGGUGGUGAGAUGAAGCAGCUUACUUGUUCUUGUGAGAGCUCCUCUCAUGAGAGUGUUGACAAACUCUCUGAUGACGAGGAGGAUAUCGAUGUUUCUAUCGCUGGUGAUGAGCAUGUAGAGACUGCUCAGGUUUGUAAGAGUACUUCAGGUGAUGCUGAUUCUGAAGAGAAAUUCAAAGAGAUUAUCAAACGGUUGAUAGCUCAGAAAGAAGGAGAGAUCCAAACUUGUAAGGACUUGUUGGAGGCUUUUCAUGUUUUUGGUUCUGAAGAAGAAUCAUUCAUGAAGAAGAUUUCAUAUGAAGAUGCUCAAAGCUUUGGAGGAGAUUCUAAGAGAGUACAAGAAGAAAAGCCUGAAGUAGUCUCGAAGCAAGAGGCCGUGGUAUUACCAAAGAAGAAACCUACCUUUUUCAGCAGGAAAUGGAAAUCAGAAGAAAGGAGAAACAGAUCUCAAGUUGCUAAAACAAUUGUGGUUUUGAAACCUGGUCCAAGUAGUUUGAAUCUUGAUUCAUCAUCUGGACCUCAUUCUAAUGGCAACAAGUCUAAAACCGGGAGAACCUUUUCUCGCUUUUUUAUCGGUUUAAUCAAAAGAAGACUACAAUCUGCUGUUGGAAAGAAGUCAUGCGAUGAUCAUUCUGUUGAUAGGAGGAGCCCAAACUCUUGUAUGCAAGAAGAGAUACAGAGUAAAUCAGAGAAGCAUAUUUCAGAUGAAGAGAAACCUUUAUGUAAGGAAAAAAUGAGUGAGCCUGAUGAAGAGGAUAUUGUCCACACAAGGGAAGACUCAAAGAAGAUUAUGUCUGGCUUAUAUAUUGCAGCCAAGAAACACUUGUCUGAAAUGCUUGCAAAUGGAGAUAUUGACGUGAAUUUACCAGAUAAGGAAGUGCCAAGAAUCCUGGGGAAGAUUCUUUCUCUCCCUGAGUUUUGUUCACCAGCAGACAGUCCUAAGCUGAUCCCGGAACAUGAUUUGAUAAGCCAUCUAAGUCAGACUACUGAGAAACCAGAGAUUCUGCAAUGCAGUCCAGAUACAAAUGAUCUGAUUGAUGAAGAUUCAGAUAAAGACGGCGAUACUUUGUUUACCAUUGAUGUCUCAGUUCCUAGAGACAAUGGGAAGGAAACUGAGAAUAUAGACAAGGAAGAGAAGACUGAGAUAGAUCCACUAUCUGAAAUAUGUAGCUCUUCCGUUUCCCAGCAAGUCGAAAAUGUUGAUGAAGAUGUGCUCGAGUUUCCUGAAGAAGAUGUGAAAAAGGAAAUGUUCAAGCAAGCGCACCCACCGUCUUCUCCGCCAGGAUCUCCACCAAGUUCUUUAGUGAGCUUGACUGAAUGCAAAGAAACCACCACUGAUGUGCAAGGAAAGUUAAGUCCAGUGUCUGUGCUUGAGCCUCUGUUCCCAGAUGAUGAGAGUAGCCCAACAACAAGCACAAGUUUCAGUUCAGCUGGAAUGCGGAUGCAACCACUCUGUAUAAGAUUCGAUGAAGUUGAUUCUCCUAAACCAGAGAAAGACAACAAUGUCAAAACAAGCAUGGAUGACAAGAAUUUGACACUUGCAUACAUUGAAGCCAUUGUGAAAUCCGCAGGCUUGAGCUGGGAAGAGCUUUUAACGAGGCCCUUUUACUCGGAACAGCUUCUUGAGCCAGAAUUAACAGAUGACAUAGUUUUCUGUCCUACACAGCUCUGUGACGAUAAGAACCUCCUUUACGACUGUAUCAAUGAAAUUCUUAUGGAUUUCUGUUGGAAUGAACUCAAUCCCGGGCCUUGGAUUUCAUUCUUGAAACCUGAGGUUCAGCUAAUCUCAGACAUGGAAAUUGCAGCUAAAGUAGCACAAGAAGGAGUUUACUGGCAUCUCCUACCUUUGCCUUCCCCUCACACUUUAGAUCAGAUAGUGAAAAAAGAUAUGGCUAGAACUGGAAGCUGGAUGGAUCUCCGGUUUGAGAUCGGUUGUCUUGGUUCUUAUACAAGUGAAAUGAUCCUUGAUGAGUUAGUAGAAGAGAUCAUCAUAAGCUGCAGAGACAUGGUUCAAGUUGAAUCAAUGCAGGAACCCAACAGCGACAACCUGUGACAAGGCUCUUUCUUUUUAACCUUUUGUCUAUCCUGUACAGUUUCAUUGCCACCGCCAUGGUCAAAGCUCUCUAGUUGACCUUUUUGUGCAGCGGCACAACCACAGCUUUUUUUUAACAUAAACACAGACUUUAUUUCUUUCACUUCCAUACUCUGUUUUGUUUCCAGUUGCUUCUGUAGUUUACUCAGCCAAGAGAUUUUUUUGUAUGAGUAUGAACUAUAGAGUGUAAUAACACGAGGCUUGAACU
This is a messenger RNA of Capsella rubella, 3011 nucleotides long. RefSeq lists its product as uncharacterized. Bases 575 to 2764 code for a protein of 729 amino acids. The transcript is spliced from 6 exons. The record is from RefSeq and is a predicted model, not a curated record. NCBI's taxonomy places the organism in Eukaryota, Viridiplantae, Streptophyta, Magnoliopsida, Brassicales, Brassicaceae.